AUGGCACUCAAUAUUGCUCACAUACUGCAAGAUGAUUUAAUUGCUCCGAUGGUCAAAAAAACAGCAUAUGGAUUGGCAACAACGUGCAUACUUGGAGCGGCAGUGUAUGUUGGAUAUCGCGUUGCGGCACCUGAAAAACAUCGGAACCGACACCAUCGACAUCCUGAACUGAAUGAUCAGAUUGAAAAAGUGAUGGAUUCGCUGAAGAUAACUGACGAUCAGUUAGUGCAUAUAAUGCAUAUCCUAGAAGAAGAAAUGACUGCUGGUCUCUCGCCAGCUACGCAUAAACAGGCAACAGUGAAGAUGUUUCCAACCUACGUACGAAAUAUACCAAACGGAACUGAAGUUGGUAAAGUUCUCGCGCUUGAUCUUGGUGGAACAAAUUUUCGUGUACUUCUCAUUGAUCUACGUGGUGAUGAUAAAGUCGAAUUAACUUCCAAAAUCUUCGUUAUCCCACAAUCGAUUAUGAUUGGUGAUGGUAAAUACUUAUUUCGUCACUUGGCUGAAUGUUUAUAUGAAUUUAUGCUAAAAGAAAAUCUGAUACACACAGGUUUAUGUUAUCCGUUAGGUUUCACAUUCUCAUUUCCGUGCAAACAAGAGGGUCUUGCUUCUGCUCGAUUAACAGGAUGGACGAAAGGUUUUAGUUGUGCGGGUGUUGUUAACCAAGAUGUAGUGAAACUUUUACAGGAUGCAAUUAACGAAAAGGGCAUCAAUGCAAAAUGUGUUGCUUUAGUCAACGAUACUGUUGGCACAUUGAUGGCUUGUGCCUACAAAGAUCCAUCGACAUCAAUUGGCCUUAUCUUAGGAACAGGAACAAAUGCGUGCUAUAUUGAAAACUUAGAUAAAGUGGGCACAUGGGAUGCGGACUAUGACGAGCCCAAACAAGUUAUUAUCAAUAUGGAGUGGGGUGCAUUUGGUGAUAAUGACCGUUUAAGUCUUAUCCGAACGAAAUAUGACGAAGAAGUUGAUCUAUCAUCAAUCAAUCCGGGCAAACAAAUCUUCGAAAAAAUGAUUUCAGGAAUGUACAUGGGUGAAAUUGUGCGUCUAAUUAUACUCGACCUACUUCAACAGGAAUUACUUUUUCUUGGUCAUCGGGAUACGUAUGGAGAUUACAAAACUCCAUUAUAUGAUCGCGGUGGUUUCUAUACUAAAUUCGUCUCGACAGUGGAAACCGAUGAAGGUAUUAAGUUUUCGAAUACGCGACGAGUACUAGAAGAUAUUGGUAUUCGUAAUCCUACUUAUGAUGAUUGCGCUAUUGUUCAACAUAUCUGCCGGCAAGUUUCGAAACGCGCUGCUCGAUUGGCUGGUGCUGGUCUUGCUGUUCUUAUUAAUCGAAUUGGAAAGAGUGAGGUAACAGUUGGUGUUGACGGUUCACUUUAUCGAUAUCAUCCACGCUUUAAACGCAAUAUGGAACGAUGUAUGGAAGCCUUAGUUCAUAAAGACAUUAAAUUCCAAUUAACACUAUCAGACGACGGUAGUGGCAAAGGUGCUGCUAUGGUUGCUUGUGUGGCCGAUAGAUCUCUCAUGACCGCGUCUGUAUCUCGAGACGAAGAAACAGCUGAUUAUGAGAAAGUGAUUUAA
Messenger RNA from Adineta ricciae, 1581 nucleotides. NCBI's taxonomy places the organism in Eukaryota, Metazoa, Rotifera, Eurotatoria, Adinetida, Adinetidae. The record is from the annotation of a GenBank genome assembly.